GAAAAGUCAAGUAGAUUUCCAUGGAGGCAUUUUUAAAGGCACCAUCGCAGAAGGAUGAUCUAAUGGCUGCCUUGGCGUUUUCGUAAGGAAGGAAUCGUGGUCGCUGGAGGUGCUGGACGAUCACCGCUUCCUUGGAGUGUUGCACCUGCUGGAAUCCGGUUUCAGGAUUAAGGGAGGGCCGCCCUCUCGCAAUGGGAACCGCCUCGCUUGUUCUUAACCUUGGGCUCUGUCUAUGUUCAGUCUGAGGGUCUCCCCUGGGUCUUUCGCUGUCGGCGGGCUCACCUCACGGCUUCGUCUCCUUGGAGUCCUGGCAUCUCUGGGACGGCGGCGGAUGCGGGUGUGAGCCAUGUCGAGUCCCCGGGGACUGCUAUGGCUGCCUUUGUUCUUUACUCCGGUCUGCAUCAUGCUGAACUCCAACGUCCUCCUGUGGAUAACCGCCCUGGCCAUCAAGUUCACCCUCAUUGACAGCCAGGCCCAGUAUCCAGUCGUCAACACCAACUACGGCAAAAUCCGGGGCCUAAGAACACCCUUGCCCAAUGAGAUUUUGGGUCCAGUGGAGCAAUACUUGGGGGUCCCCUAUGCCUCACCUCCCACUGGGGAGAGGCGGUUUCAGCCCCCGGAACCCCCUUCCUCAUGGACCGGGGUACGGAAUGCGACUCAGUUUGCUGCUGUCUGCCCCCAGCAUCUGGACGAGAGGUCUUUGCUGCACGACAUGCUGCCCAUCUGGUUUACUGCCAAUCUGGAUACUCUGAUGACCUAUGUUCAAGAUCAGAACGAAGACUGCCUUUAUCUGAACAUCUACGUGCCCACGGAAGACGAUAUCCAUGAUCAGAACAGCAAGAAGCCAGUGAUGGUCUAUAUCCAUGGUGGCUCUUACAUGGAGGGCACAGGCAACAUGAUUGAUGGGAGCAUUUUGGCGAGCUACGGGAAUGUCAUCGUGAUCACCAUUAACUACCGUCUGGGCAUCUUAGGGUUCUUGAGUACCGGCGACCAGGCGGCGAAAGGCAACUACGGGCUUCUGGACCAGAUCCAAGCCCUGCGGUGGAUCGAGGAGAAUGUGGGAGCCUUUGGCGGGGACCCCAAGAGAGUGACCAUCUUUGGCUCCGGGGCCGGGGCCUCCUGUGUCAGCCUGCUGACCUUAUCGCACUAUUCAGAAGGUCUGUUCCAGAAGGCCAUCAUCCAGAGCGGCACGGCCUUGUCCAGCUGGGCGGUGAACUACCAGCCUGCCAAGUACACUCGGAUACUGGCCGACAAAGUGGGCUGCAACAUGCUGGACACCACGGACGUGGUGGAAUGCCUGCGCAGCAAGAACCACAAGGAGCUCAUUCAGCAGCUCAUCACCCCGGCCACCUACCACAUCGCCUUCGGCCCGGUCAUCGACGGCGACGUCAUCCCCGACGACCCGCAGAUCCUCAUGGAGCAGGGCGAGUUCCUCAACUACGACAUCAUGCUGGGCGUCAACCAGGGCGAGGGCCUGAAGUUCGUGGACGGCAUCGUGGACAACGAGGACGGCGUGACGCCCAACGACUUCGACUUCUCCGUGUCCAACUUCGUGGACAACCUGUACGGCUACCCCGAGGGCAAGGACACCUUGCGGGAGACCAUCAAGUUCAUGUACACGGACUGGGCGGACAAGGAGAACCCCGAGACGCGCCGCAAGACCCUGGUGGCCCUCUUCACCGACCACCAGUGGGUGGCCCCGGCCGUGGCCACGGCCGACCUGCACGCGCAGUACGGCUCGCCCACCUACUUCUACGCCUUCUACCACCACUGCCAGAGCGAGAUGAAGCCCAGCUGGGCGGACUCGGCCCACGGGGACGAAGUGCCCUACGUUUUCGGCAUCCCCAUGAUUGGGCCCACCGAGCUCUUCAGCUGUAACUUCUCCAAAAACGACGUCAUGCUGAGCGCCGUGGUCAUGACCUACUGGACCAACUUCGCCAAAACCGGGGACCCUAACCAGCCGGUGCCUCAGGACACCAAGUUCAUUCACACGAAACCCAACCGCUUUGAGGAAGUGGCCUGGACCAAGUACAACCCCAAGGACCAGCUGUACCUGCACAUCGGCCUGAAGCCCAGAGUGAGAGACCACUACCGAGCCACCAAGGUGGCCUUCUGGUUGGAACUGGUGCCCCAUCUGCACAACCUGAACGAGAUAUUCCAGUACGUGUCCACGACCACGAAGGUCCCCCCGCCAGACAUGACGUCGUUCCCCUACGGCACCCGGCGCUCUCCGGCCAAGAUCUGGCCGACCACCAAGCGCCCGGCCAUCACGCCCGCCAACAACCCCAAGCACUCCAAGGACCCUCACAAGCCGGGGCCCGAGGACACGACGGUCCUCAUCGAGACCAAACGGGACUACUCCACCGAGCUGAGCGUCACCAUCGCCGUGGGGGCGUCGCUGCUCUUCCUGAACAUCUUGGCCUUCGCGGCGCUGUACUACAAGAAGGACAAGCGGCGCCACGAGACCCACCGGCGCCCGAGCCCGCAGCGCAACACGACCAACGACAUCGCGCACAUCCAGAACGAGGAGAUCAUGUCCCUGCAGAUGAAGCAGCUGGAGCACGACCACGAGUGCGAGUCGCUGCAGGCCCACGACACGCUGCGGCUCACCUGCCCGCCGGACUACACGCUCACGCUGCGCCGCUCCCCGGACGACAUCCCACUCAUGACGCCCAACACCAUCACCAUGAUUCCCAACACCCUCACGGGCAUGCAGCCCCUGCACACCUUCAACACCUUCAGCGGGGGACAGAACAGUACGAAUCUGCCGCACGGACACUCGACCACGCGGGUAUAGCUGUGCGGGCCCCUCCCCUCCGCCGCCCCUGCGCGCAGCCACGUGGAAGACAGAGAGAAAGAGCGAGAACCUGCGCCCCGGGAAUGCUUUUCGCCCCGCCGACUUGCGACAGAAAGGGCGGUCGCCGGGCCCCUGCGGACCCCUCCCCGUGGCUCUCCCCAGGACGACAAGAUCAACUUCCGACCCUACGAAAUGUGAAACGUAUCCCUUUCUGUCCCCAUACUGCUUUAAGAUCUCCGCCGCCGCGACAGACGAUUAGUGUCACCCGGUCGUCGCCACUGCGAGGACGUGGGAUGCUCCCAACGUCACGGUAGCAGCUGACACUUCUGGAACUCAGCCAGGGACACUGAAUAUUUUUUAAUUAUAAUUAAAAAAAACAAAAAGUUUCUUUAUGUACCAUACAAUGGAUGGAUGGCUCUACUUAAGCGAAGAAAGAGUCUCUGGGCUUUUACCCAGCAUGUGGAGCUGUAUUCCAGAGAGAAGGGAAAAGUAGAAUUUUAUUAUUAAAAUAAAAGCAUUGACUAUGCAGUGAAAUUCGUACAGUUCUGUGCAAAGAGAUGUUUUGCCAGCCUGAACUCUAUUUAAGAAACUUUGUACAAAAAAAAAAUAAAUAAAAUAAAAAUGUAUAUAGCUGUGAGUUUAAACAAAAAACACUCACACAGGGGGGGAAAAAAAAG
Messenger RNA from Lemur catta (Ring-tailed lemur), 3474 nucleotides. RefSeq names its product neuroligin 4 X-linked (gene NLGN4X). The transcript has 6 exons. Gene Ontology annotation, cellular component: synapse; cell surface; postsynaptic specialization membrane. NCBI's taxonomy places the organism in Eukaryota, Metazoa, Chordata, Mammalia, Primates, Lemuridae. The record is from RefSeq and is a predicted model, not a curated record. Gene Ontology annotation, biological process: modulation of chemical synaptic transmission; chemical synaptic transmission; presynaptic membrane assembly. Gene Ontology annotation, molecular function: neurexin family protein binding; signaling receptor activity. The coding region runs from base 347 to 2797 and encodes 816 amino acids.